Messenger RNA from Varanus komodoensis (Komodo dragon), 2043 nucleotides. RefSeq names its product NK3 homeobox 1 (gene NKX3-1). The coding region runs from base 1 to 1068 and encodes 355 amino acids. Gene Ontology annotation, cellular component: nucleus. NCBI's taxonomy places the organism in Eukaryota, Metazoa, Chordata, Lepidosauria, Squamata, Varanidae. The record is from RefSeq and is a predicted model, not a curated record. Gene Ontology annotation, biological process: cell differentiation; regulation of transcription by RNA polymerase II. The transcript is spliced from 5 exons. Gene Ontology annotation, molecular function: DNA-binding transcription factor activity, RNA polymerase II-specific; RNA polymerase II cis-regulatory region sequence-specific DNA binding.
AUGACGAAGAUAGAGGCCAACACCAAGAUGACGCUCAGGACAGCUAGCAAUACUAAGAGCAAGAUCAAAACCCAACGGCAUUGGGACAAUCACGGAACCAAAUGGAACAGCUUGAACGCAUUGCAGGAGCAGUGCCAUUUAAAAGGCUUGACCAGCGCCGCUUGCUCGUCUGGCGGGAGCCCCCUGGGCGUCCCUGCCCUGGGACCCUCCGAUGCCCAGCUCCCGCUCCCGGCUUGCACGCCCAGGACCGUCGGUGGCCGCCAGAAGGACCGAGGGAUCCGCGCAAGACAACUCGCUGCCCCCUGGAUCCCUGGAAGGCGAGGAAAUGGGCCAGCAUUGCUGCACCCGGCUCAGGUGGAGCAGGAAGCCUCAGGUCUUGUUUUCCCAGAUGCUGGAACGGUGCUUCAGGCACCAGAGGCAGCCGGGCAGCGCCGCUGCUCCCCCGGCCGGCCGCGGCAGCCGCUCCCGCCCGCGCAGGGCGCUGCCGCCGCCUGCCCCAAGCAGCUGACCUCGUUCCUCAUCCAAGACAUCCUGCGCCAUGGCGGCGGCGGCGGAGCCGGGGAGCGGAGCGCCCGGGGAGCGCCCGAGGAGGCGCACGACCCGCGGCAAGAGGAGGCGACCGCCAGGGAGCGCCUUCCCCCGGCGGCGGCCGCCGGAGCGCCCCGGACGGAUUUGCCUGCAGAGACCUGCCUGCCCAGCUGUGGGAGCCCUCCGCAGUCCUCACGGGAAGCCCCGAAGCAGCAGAAGCGCUCGCGGGCUGCCUUCUCCCAUACUCAGGUCAUCGAACUUGAAAGAAAGUUUAGUCACCAGAAGUACCUGUCUGCCCCUGAGCGAGCACACCUAGCCAAGAACCUGAAGCUCACUGAAACCCAAGUGAAAAUCUGGUUCCAGAACCGAAGAUAUAAGACCAAACGGAAGCAACUAGUCACAGGGCUUGGGGGACUAGAUAAGAACUCCACCCUUCCGGUCUUCAAAGAAAAUAACUUCUCCAGGGCUACCCUGGCCCUCAGCUACCAGUACAAUCCAUAUUUAUACUACCUGAAUGGCUGGAGUCCAGUCUUGUGGUAGCUGAUGAUCCGCUGGCCACUUAGUGUAAGGACGUCAACCGCUGUGGUGGACUAGCUAGCCAGCCCGACUUUGGCUAGAGACGUUUGCCAUUCUUUUCCCUUCUCCACCUGCAGGAACCUGAAUGGAACUCUGGACCUAAACUCGUUGUACUGUACCAAAAAGGUCGAUCCAAGCGGAGUUGGGCUUUCCACAAUAAAUCCAAUAGUACGUGGUCCUUACUACUGUUGCUGCGCACGUACUACUACUGGGAUCUGGCCAUCUUUCCUUCAAGCCAGCGCUGCAAUGGACUUCUCCCCAUUGCUCAUCAAGGCACGUGUUGUAAACAAACUGCUCCCCUAGCCUGUGAAAGACAUUGAACAAUGAAAGCCCAGAAGACUCCUGGCCACAGGGGGAGAUCGUAACUACAAAGAAUGAGCUUAAAGUAGCACCCUCAUUUUGAGUUCUUCAGGCCUGGGAUGACCAUCCUUUCGCCUGGACAUGCAUCCGAGGUUCUAUUUAUCUUAAACAGGUCACCCUGCAGCCCAGACAGAAGUUCUGAUCCACCUUCAAGACAUGAUGAGAUGGAAGAUAAAUUGGAAAGGGCCCUGAAGACCCUGCUGCCAAGUCAGAGUAAGCCGUUCUGCCAAAGAGUCUGACCUGGAUUAAAGCCGUUCCCGUUCGUGUGUUGUGUCUCUGUAUGAGAAGCUGUCCUGGCCUCCGUCUACAUGCUGCCGCUUGGAGAGAUCAUUGCAAUGGGAGAGGUUCAGGUUUCUUCCCACUUCCAACGACAAAUGUUUCUUCAAGUGUGGCUGGCUGAUUCAGGGGUAUAUGUUGGUUUUUUGAUAAGUUGGUUAGUUCGCUGCCAUUUCCCUUAUCUCGUCAGCCAAGUUCAUUGAACUGAAAUGUAAGACAGUGGGACAAUUUCUACAAAUGUGCCUUAUUGAGCUGUCGAAGGAAGCAUGAGAUAAGAUGCAGUUGAAUAAAUGCUAUUGUGUA